Messenger RNA from Hordeum vulgare subsp. vulgare (domesticated barley), 1131 nucleotides. RefSeq names its product kinesin-like protein KIN-1. The transcript is spliced from 13 exons. Gene Ontology annotation, molecular function: microtubule motor activity; microtubule binding; ATP binding. NCBI's taxonomy places the organism in Eukaryota, Viridiplantae, Streptophyta, Magnoliopsida, Poales, Poaceae. The record is from RefSeq and is a predicted model, not a curated record. Gene Ontology annotation, biological process: microtubule-based movement. The coding region runs from base 331 to 1131 and encodes 266 amino acids.
GCUAGGGAUGCUCUUAGGCUUUACACUGGAUACAGCAGCGCACGCGCGCCGGCGACGCACACGCCUCCUCUGAACGCACCCCUCCUGCUCAGGCUGCCGCACGUUGCACACACAUGUCCUGGAUUGCGCCGCCUCCCUCUCCCUCGCCUCUGCAUCUCGCCGCCGCAGGCGUUUCAUCUCGCCGCCCGGCCCUAAACCUCUAAACCCUACCACCGCGUGCCCUACAGCUGCCCCCGUCGCCGCCACUGCCAUUCCGGUUCUUCUUCGUCGGGACUCCUCGUUCCUGCCGUGUCCACCCCGCCCGCAACCGUUGGCCGUUGGGACUUGAGGAUGUCCAACUCCAACGUCACAGUGUGUGUGCGAUUCAGGCCGCUGAGCCACAAAGAGAGGAAGGCCAAUGACAAGGUCUGCUUCAAGAAAUUGGACUCCGAGUCCUUUGUUUUCAAGGAUGAGCGGGACGAAGAUGUCAUAUUCAGCUUUGACAAGGUGUUCUAUGAUGACGCGGAACAGUCUGAUGUGUACAAUUUCCUUGCAGUGCCCAUUGUUGCAGAUGCUGUCAAUGGAAUAAAUGGGACCAUAAUUUCUUAUGGUCAGACUGGAGCUGGAAAAACAUAUAGCAUGGAGGGGCCAAGCAUCUUGCACUGCAAUGAGCUGAAAACUGGACUGGUUCAGCGUGUUGUAAAUGAUCUUUUUGAAUGUUUAAGAACAUCAGCAGAUAUUACUACAUGGACUGUGAAAUUAUCAAUGGUGGAGAUAUAUUUGGAAAAAGUAAGGGACCUUCUUGACUUGUCCAAGGACAACCUACAAAUCAAGGAGAGUAAAAGCCAAGGGAUUUUUAUUUAUGGAGCAACAGAGAUAUCGAUUAUGAAUAGUUCAGAUGCCUUGGAGCGCCUUUCUGAAGGAAUUGCCAACAGAGCUGUUGGAGAAACACAAAUGAACCUGGCCAGCAGUAGAAGUCACUGCGUAUACAUUUUGUCCGUGCAGCAUGGAUCCACUGCAGAUGAUAAGGUAAGGGCCGGGAAGAUUGUUCUUGUUGACCUGGCUGGUUCAGAGAAAAAUCCUUCAAUUUCAAUGACCUGGAUGGCCACACUUGAAGCACGGCCGUCCUCGGGCGGGAAGGAGGAACUUUGA